AUGUUGGCUGAGCAACAGCAGCACUUAGCAGCCUUGACAUCCCGGGACCAUUCUCAGUCUGUAUCUCGCGUCGGCUUAUCGCAAGGCGCUGCAUUGAAUGCAAAUAGUGGAUCAACAAUCCGUGCUUCUGCGAAUGGGACGCAAGCUGCCGACGACGAACCUCUACAAUUCUCUUCAAAUUUGAGAGACCCAUUGGACAUCGCAUCUGAACCGAUGAAUAUUCCGGCUGAGCACAAGACCUCUUCAAGUUACCUCCUCGGUCUCCCAGCCGUGAAAAUGCUCGUCGGCGAGUAUCCAACAAACCUUUUCUUCCUACUAGAGAGCCAGAGUCCUCUGCCACCGGAGCUGUCUCCAGAACAGUCGCAGAAUCCCCUGCCUCCCUUCCAAAUAGAACGAUCGGUGCUUGACCACCUAGUUUCCACCUUCUUCUUAUCGGUACAUGUUAGUCAUCCAGUACUCGACCAGGCAGAGUUUACAGAGAUCUAUGAGCGAUUCCUGGUCAAGGGAGCAGACUCGAGCACAGAGUCAGCUUUAUGUAUGACAGUAUUUGCUCUUGGUGCUGUUUCCAGUCAACCAGUGAGUGCUUUGAACUAUCAGCUACUUGAUCGCUAA
This is a messenger RNA of Fusarium subglutinans, 612 nucleotides long. RefSeq lists its product as uncharacterized. The coding region runs from base 1 to 612 and encodes 203 amino acids. Lineage: Eukaryota; Fungi; Ascomycota; Sordariomycetes; Hypocreales; Nectriaceae. The transcript is spliced from 2 exons. The record is from RefSeq and is a predicted model, not a curated record.